This is a messenger RNA of Nematostella vectensis (starlet sea anemone), 1011 nucleotides long. Its product is annotated as mucin-2-like. Lineage: Eukaryota; Metazoa; Cnidaria; Anthozoa; Actiniaria; Edwardsiidae. The record is from RefSeq and is a predicted model, not a curated record. The coding region runs from base 1 to 1011 and encodes 336 amino acids. The transcript has 2 exons.
AUGGAGUACCACAGAAAAACUACCCCCUGCCCUACUAACAGUGAUCGUAUGGAGUACCACAGAAGCACUACCCCCUGCCCUACUAACAGUGAUCGUAUGGAGUACCACAGAAGCACUACCCCCUGCCCUACUAGCAGUGAUCGUAUGGAGUACCACAGAAGCACUACCCCCUGCCCUACUAGCAGUGAUCUGAUCCUAUGGAGUACCACAGAAGCACUACCCCCUGCUCUACUAACAGUGAUCGCAUGGAGUACCACAGAAGCACUACCCCCUACCCUACUAACAGUGAUCGUAUGGAGUACCACAGAAGCACUACCCCCUGCCCUACUAACAGUGAUCGUAUGGAGUACCACAGAAGCACUACCCCCUGCCCUACUAGCAGGUGAUCGUAUGGAGUACCACAGAAGCACUACCCCCUACCCUACUAACAGUGAUCGUAUGGAGUACCACAGAAGCACUACCCCCUACCCUACUAACAGUGAUCGUAUGGAGUACCACAGAAGCACUACCCCCUGCCCUACUAACAGUGAUCGUAUGGAGUACCACAGAAGCACUACCCCCUGCCCUACUAACAGUGAUCGUAUGGAGUACCACAGAAGCACUACCCCCUGCCCUACUAACAGUGAUCGUAUGGAGUACCACAGAAGCACUACCCCCUGCCCUACUAACAGUGAUCGUAUGGAGUACCACAGAAACACUACCCCCUGCCCUACUAACAGUGAUCGUAUGGAGUACCACAGAAGCACUACCCCCUGCCCUACUAACAGUGAUCGUAUGGAGUACCACAGAAGCACUACCCCCUACCCUACUAACAGUGAUCGUAUGGAGUACCACAGAAGCACUACCCCCUGCCCUACUAACAGUGAUCGUAUGGAGUACCACAGAAGCACUACCCCCUGCCCUACUACCAGUGAUCGUAUGGAGUACCACAGAAGCACUACCCCCUGCCCUACUAACAGUGAUCGUAUGGAGUACCACAGAAGCACUACCCCCUACCCUACUAGCAGGUGA